AUGAAGGGAAUUCUGAUAUUCUUUGCCUUCUUUGUGGCAGGUCACUGCCGUCAGACCUUCAUAGGAGACCAGGUUCUGAGGGUCACGGUGGAAAACGAGGAGCAGCUGAGCAUUCUGGCCUCACUGGAGGAAGAUGAGCUCUUGCAGCUCGACUUCUGGCUUCAUCCCGUCUCCUCUGAUCUUCCGGUAGACAUCAGGGUGCCUUUCGCCAGUCUGCAAACUGUCAAAGUUUUCCUGGAAUCAAACGACGUCCCGUACUCUGUCAUGAUCAAAGACGUGCAGGAUCUUCUGGACGAGGAGGAGGCCGAGAUGGAGGAGGACCGCGUGAGGACGCGUGGGUUCAACUUUGGAGCGUACCACACUCUGGACACAAUCUACCAGUGGAUGAACACCCUGGUUGCUGACCAUCCAAGUCUGGUUACCAAAGUCCAGAUCGGUUCCUCUUAUGAGAACCGCCCCAUGUAUGUUCUCAAGUUCAGUACAGGCGGUGACAAUCGUCCAGCCAUCUGGAUCGACUCUGGGAUCCACUCCCGAGAGUGGGUCUCUCAGGCCACUGGGGUGUGGACUGCCAACAAGAUCGCCACAGACUACGGCCAGGACGCCUCCCUCACGGCUCUCCUGAACAAGAUGGACGUCUUCCUGCUGAUUGUGACCAACCCUGACGGCUAUGUGUACACCCACACCAGAAACCGCAUGUGGCGCAAAACCCGCUCCAGGAUCUCCGGAACCAGCUGCAUCGGAGUGGACCCCAACAGGAACUGGGACGCCGGCUUUGGCGGCCCUGGGGCCAGCCAAAACCCCUGCUCCGAUUCCUAUCACGGCCCCUCCGCCCACUCCGAGGUGGAGGUCCAGAACGUGGUGAACUUCGUCAAGGGCCACGGCAACGUCAAGUCCUUCAUCUCCAUCCACGCCUACUCCCAGCUCCUCAUGUACCCCUAUGGGUACUCCUGCAACGACGUUCCCGACGCUUCCGAACUGGAAUCAGUGAGUAAGUCAGCUGUCAAGGCUCUCAGCAGCCUCUAUGGAACCAGGUACAAGGUGGGGAGCAUCUGCAAGAUCAUCUAUCAAGCAAGUGGGGGCAGCAUCGAUUGGUCCUACAACCUCGGCAUCAAGUACUCCUUCGCCUUCGAACUCCGCGACACCGGUCGCUAUGGUUUCGUGUUGCCGGCCAAUCAGAUUAUCCCCACCGCUUCCGAGACGUGGUUGGCCCUGAAGUACAUCAUGGAGUACGUCCGCGAUAACCCUUAG
Messenger RNA from Conger conger (European conger), 1248 nucleotides. Its product is annotated as carboxypeptidase A2-like. Gene Ontology annotation, molecular function: zinc ion binding; metallocarboxypeptidase activity. The record is from RefSeq and is a predicted model, not a curated record. NCBI's taxonomy places the organism in Eukaryota, Metazoa, Chordata, Actinopteri, Anguilliformes, Congridae. Gene Ontology annotation, biological process: proteolysis. The transcript is spliced from 11 exons. Bases 1 to 1248 code for a protein of 415 amino acids.